UCCCUCAAUCAAGUGCUGCGCGCACUCAAACGGGAGGAGGGCUCGCUGUACAACUGCGUGGCCAGCAUAGCAGACGAUGCGCUCUUCGUGGCGGCCCUGUACCCCUCGCUCCCUCUCUUCCCCAACCUGCGCUGCGGGGUGUGGUAUGUGCGGCCGCCGAUCGAGGACUCCUGUUACUUUAAGUCGACCGAUGGGCACAACGGAAACUGGAGCUUCUCCGCCAUCCGCCUCAACCUGAACCUGGCAGAGGCGGCGGCGGCAGCGGGCGGCUGCCUCGUCGUGGAUGCCACCAAGCGCGGCAAGCGUUUCCCUGAUGCCAUGUCCAAGACCGUUCCCAUGUGGGCAGCAGUGAUGAACCGUGCGGUGCAGCAGCUGCCGGGGGCCCCAGCGGCCGUUCCGGCGGCAGACGAGCGGCCCUGGGACUGCGAUGUGCAUCUGCCAGCCUGGGUGUCGGCAAAUGAGGCCAACAGCAUCCGCCAGCUGCUGGAGGGAUGGGUGGACCGGCUGCUGGAGGUGGGCGCCGACCUUUCUGCCCUGGCAGCCACCCUGCGCAAGCCGCUGCGCUGCAUGUGGGUCAGCCAGGACAGCCGCAUCUGGCUGGACUCUGUGGCGGGUGCCGCCUCCCUUCCCUUCACCCCCAUCAUCCUCGUGGGCGCCUCCGCCACCACCGCCCGCCAGCGCCGCUGCCUCACCCUUCCGCCAGGCAAGCCCGCCGUGACCUACAGCUACUUCCCAGGGGCCGCGGAUGAUGAGGAGUCGUGGGCCUGUGGGCUGACGCCGCAGCUGAUGUGGCGCCACCUGCGCGCCCUGCUGGCGGCCGGGCCAGCCGGCAUCGAGGCGCUGGUGCGGCAGCUGGUGGAAGAGCAGCAGCAGCAGGCUCAACCCCAGCAGCAGCAGCAGCAGCACCAGGUCUCAGCGGCACUGCAAGCUGCCAGCUUGCCUGGCGGGGAGCAGCAAGUCGGCUGCCUGCCAGCACAGGCGGCGACUGUGCAGCGGCUGGGUGGCGGCAUUUACCUGCUGGGCAGCACAGGCCUUGCCAUCAGCGGCGCAGCAGCAGCAGCAGCCCCGGCGCCUGGCAGCAGGCACGACUGCAGCAGCCGCCUGAGCGACGGCCCCGCUGCCGCGCUCGCCUCCUGCCGCUACUGCUGGCUGCCAGUGCGCAGCAGCAAGCUCGAGCGGCACUCGCUGCUGCAGCAGCUGCCCGCCGUGCUGCGCUGCGCGCGGGCGCAGCUGCAGCAGGGCCGGCGGCUGCUGGUGUGCUGCGACAGCGGGCUGGACGUCUCGGUCUGCGUGGCGGUGGCGUGCCUGCUGGCCUUCUACCGGCUGCACGAGCAGCCCGGCGGCGGCAGCCGCCUCAAGCUGGCUGUGCGGCAGCACCUGGCUGCGGUGUCGGCCCACUACCCCGCCGCACGCCCCACCCGCGGCUCCCUGCGCCAGGUGUUCAACUUC
Molecule: messenger RNA, 1449 nt
Organism: Chlorella variabilis
Lineage: Eukaryota; Viridiplantae; Chlorophyta; Trebouxiophyceae; Chlorellales; Chlorellaceae
Exons: 10
Biological process (GO): charged-tRNA amino acid modification
Cellular component (GO): cytoplasm
Molecular function (GO): tRNA adenosine(64)-2'-O-ribosylphosphate transferase activity
Source: RefSeq, a predicted model, not a curated record